AUGUAUUUACCAGAUUUGAUUCCUCGUGAUGCACAUCAUUUAUGGAUGCUAGAGUCUAACACAAGGCAAUCCACAAAAUCACAGGACAUAGAAUCUGAAAUCAGUACAAGCCGAUUUCCUCCACUGUCUUCGUAUUCACCUGCAUUUCCAACCCCGAUUAGAAUGUCAGAUAAGUCUAGCGGGUUGUCAAUAUUGCCUUCUGAACAAGCCAGCAAUACCACGUUGGAGUAUUUGGCAACUUCCAUAUCUCGAGAUCUUAGAUAUCUCAGCGACCUCAGCAAAGUUGGCUAUAGUUAUCUGAAACCAAUGGGGCUUGGAAAAAGCAUGAAGCAAUUAUCUGAAGAACAAGAUCACGACGAUGAUCCAAUUAACUUCGAAGGUGGGGAUGCGUUCACAGCUGUAGGUGAAGACGAAGAGGUGGACCACAUCGCUGGUAAUAGUGUUGAGGAACUCACUCACUCCCUUCAUCUGAACAAUAAUACAGAAGCUGAUCUUGAUGCUGAUAUCCCAAACAAUGAUGCCUACUCUCUGGAUUUCGACACCGAUGGUGAUGAUGAAGAUGGUGCUGAUGGCAGCGAGGGCAACGACGGCGUUACGCAUGAGGAUGACAACGCUGUCAUAAAUGAUCCCGAAGCAUUUAUGGCCUCUGAGGAAUAUCAAGAUGAUCAUAGCAUUUCAAUUGGCUGCCCAGUUGAAAGUGAUCCAAACCAUCCGACAGAUUAUGUUGCGACUGAUAACGUACUGCUCCAUUCUGGGCCUCUUACGUCAGCAACGACGACGACUGAAACGUCAGCAUCAAACCAGAUAAGAACUAGUCAUGCUGGUCGGGAAGGUAAUGAAACUGCAACAGGUGACACAUCUCCACAAACUCCAUAUAUGUUUUCCCAUUACCAUGCUGACUUACAGGACAGUCCUUGUCUUAGGUCACCAGGGAUGAGAAUGGAUGUUCGCGCAAAUACCUCUAGGUCUUCUGAUUAUGACAUGACUAUAGAAUAA
This is a messenger RNA of Ogataea angusta, 996 nucleotides long. RefSeq lists its product as uncharacterized. Gene Ontology annotation, biological process: anaphase-promoting complex-dependent catabolic process. Gene Ontology annotation, cellular component: anaphase-promoting complex. The record is from RefSeq and is a predicted model, not a curated record. Lineage: Eukaryota; Fungi; Ascomycota; Pichiomycetes; Pichiales; Pichiaceae. Bases 1 to 996 code for a protein of 331 amino acids. The transcript has a single exon.